This is a messenger RNA of Galleria mellonella (greater wax moth), 3451 nucleotides long. It is a transcript of the gene polo, whose product is annotated as serine/threonine-protein kinase polo. The record is from RefSeq and is a predicted model, not a curated record. Lineage: Eukaryota; Metazoa; Arthropoda; Insecta; Lepidoptera; Pyralidae. Gene Ontology annotation, biological process: mitotic cell cycle; protein phosphorylation; regulation of cytokinesis. Gene Ontology annotation, cellular component: cytoplasm; spindle pole; centrosome. The coding region runs from base 426 to 2246 and encodes 606 amino acids. Gene Ontology annotation, molecular function: protein serine/threonine kinase activity; protein binding; ATP binding. The transcript is spliced from 12 exons.
UAUCGUAUUCAAUAAACUGGCAGCCGCGGAGUGGGUCGGCUACUUCACGCUACAGCUAGACACGCGUUUAGUUCGCGAUAAUAAAACGAAACAAUGUCGUGAUGAAGUCGUUUCUGUACCUAAUUAGCGUUUAAAUUACCACCUCUUGUCCCCAUUAUGAUAUUUAAGUACCUUUAGCAUGUCCUGUUAUAAAAGACGUCACAUUAUUUAAUAAUCGAAAUGUGUUCAAUAUAUGAAUUACAAAUUUGGGGUGAUCUUACCAAAUGCUUGAUCUAGUUAGAUUUAAUUAAAAGCAAAUUAAAAAUCAGUUAAGUAUGAAAGAAAAUAUGUCACAUUGAAGAUCGCGUGACGUGACCGUUUUAAAUUGCAAAACUGAGAAGACAGUCAUCUAUAUCUGAGCAGUUUAUAUUUAAAGCUAGUGUAAAAUGACGUCGAUCAAAGAAGACGAAAAGAAAGAAAUCCCUGAAAUUAUACACGAUCCACAAACCAGCUGCACAUAUCAAAGGUUAAGAUUUUUUGGUAAGGGUGGCUUUGCAAAAUGCUACGAAAUACAAGACAUAGCUACCAACCAGAUAUAUGCUGGCAAAAUUGUAUCCAAAAAACUUAUGGUGAAAUCCAGUCAAAAGGAAAAGAUGGCUCAGGAGAUCUCUAUUCAUCGCUCACUACAACACAAACAUGUAGUUGGCUUCCACAGUUUCUUCGAAGACUCCCUCAAUAUUUACAUCAUACUUGAGCUGUGCAAAAGGAGAUCAAUGAUGGAGCUUCACAAGCGUCGGAAAGCUAUAACUGAACCAGAAACACGGUUCUACAUGCACCAAAUUCUGCUUGGUGUCCAAUACUUGCACAGCAAAAGGAUCAUCCAUAGGGACCUAAAGCUCGGCAACUUGUUUCUUGAUGAUGAUCUACAUGUUAAGAUUGGAGACUUUGGCCUUGCAGCUAGAAUUGAAUAUGAAGGAGAAAGAAAACAGACUCUAUGUGGGACACCUAACUAUAUUGCGCCCGAGAUAUUGACGAAGAAGGGGCAUUCCUUCGAAGUGGACAUCUGGAGUCUUGGCUGCAUCAUGUACACUUUAUUGGUCGGAAAACCGCCAUUUGAAACGUCUACACUGAAAGACACAUACAAACGCAUCAAACAGUGUGAAUACAGCGAGGGCGUAUACCUAGCGAUGCUGUUACUUUGCGCGGGCUCAUGGAAAUCAAUGGGUAGCCGUUACGCUCGGGCGGUAGUCAACUAUAAUACAAUCAAACACCACUACAGGAUCCCAUCAUCGCUCCGAAAGCCCGCCGCGUCAAUGAUAGUACUGCAACUCCAGUCGAACCCGGCGCGGCGGCCGUCCGUCGACAAAUUACUGCAGCACGAGUUCUUCUCGUCCGGAAUCCUGCCAGCAGCGCUACCUCUCUCCUGCCUCACCACCGCUCCGCGUACAGAUCAGCUAGAGAGCAUGUCGCUGAACCGCCGACCUCUUAAUGAGGUUCAUUCUAAUGAGCAAACAGCAAUGGGCGUGGACUCGCCAGUGAAACGCGACUUGUUGAAUGUGGAGCCACGGGCCGUGGAACCGAGCUCACACAGGCAGAACCUCAUUGCACUCCGCGACCAGCUUGCUGCUCUGCUUGUUAGCAAGCUAAAAUGCCGUCCAGAAUGCCUGACCGACGAAUUGAGCGACCCGGCCGCUCAACCACUAGUGUGGGUUGGCAAGUGGGUCGACUACAGCGACAAAUACGGCUUCGGCUACCAGCUGUGCGACGAGAGCGUCGGUGUCAUGUUCAACGAUACCACCAAGCUUAUCAUGCUAGCUAAUGGACUAAACGUGCACUACAUUAAUCGACAGGGCCAAGAACAAUACAUGACGAUGCGCGAGUACCCACAGGAACUUGACAAAAAGAUGAAACUGCUCACAUACUUCAGAAGAUACAUGACUGAACACCUCAUGAAAGCUGGGGCAUCGGUGCCAGUGAGAGAGAGUGAUGGCCUGUCACGGUUACCACAUCUACACCAAUGGUUCAGAACCACCCUGGCCGUCAUUAUGUACUUAACAAAUGGGACGUUACAGAUAAACUUCCAAGAUCAUACAAAAAUAAUCCUGUGCCCACUGAUGCAAGCUGUGACUUACAUUGACAUGGAGAAAAAUUUCCGUACAUUCCGCUUCAGCACGAUCGAGGAGCACGGCUGCGACAAGAAGUUGUACACUAACCUCACAUAUGCAUUAGAGAAAUUAAACAGCGUACUAGCAAAUAAACUGUGCUAGCUCUAUUAUAUAAUUUAAUUAAAUGAGAUUUUCCAGCAAAGGGUAAUAAAACCCUUCGACGUUAACCAGUGAACUAGCGUUCGAUAGGUUAUUACCCUAUUAAUAGGCUACAAAAAGUUUAACUACAACUUUUAUGAAUUUGUUAAAGUUUUAUCGUCUCAAAAAUCAAUUCCCAUUGAUUUAUUUUAAUCUAUAUUUCUUACUCUAAUCUAUAUUUUAAUCUAUAUUUCUUUGUAAUCCACCAGUGCAGUUAUUUAUUUUAUAAAAAUGUAUUUUUACAAACUUUCAUAAUUUGUAGUGUUCUCAAUUGUUAAAUACAAUUCAAAUUUUUAACAUUUUGCGAACAGGUUUCAAAAUAAUAAAGGCUCAAAAAAAUCUUUAUCUCAGAAAUAUCCAUAAUGCCAUAUAUCGUAAUGUAUCAAUUUUUAACUUUAAUUGAAAAUUUGUUUAAACCACUUAGAUAAAAUAAGACAGAAAUGUUUAAUAUUAUAAAAAAUAUGUAUAUUUUAAAAUUAUCCACUAUAACAAUAAACCCUUAUUUUUACCUUUACCCUUUAAGAAAUAUACCACGUUUAUACUAUCCUUGCUUUGCAGAAAAUUAUGGUAUUCUGAGAUAUAGAAGUUUUAGGACUUGCAUAUUUUGAGAUUAAAUGUUUUAAAUAACCAUUAAUACAAAAUGAAUAGCAUGCAACAGGUAUUAUAGAAGUACAAAAUUCAAUAUUUAAUAAUAAAAUUCUCAUAGCUCUACUCGAUAUUUAAUAAUAAAAUACAACUGGGUAUUUUGUGCCUUCACGAUUGAAGUAGGAUAAAUUAAAUUUUAGUAAUGAUCUUACGAACAUAGUUAAUAAUAAGCACCAUGACUGAGGGGCUAGGGUGCGAGUUCAUAAGUUUGGAGUUGUUUAUUUAGUUUUAUAACUAUAUUUUUUAUAACAUGUUUCCGUGCUUCAGUAACAUCGGAACGAAAUUAUUUAUAUUUCAUAUCAAUGCAUCAUUUCAGAUAAGCUAUAUAAGUACUUACACUUUCUUGCUCAGAAAGAAACGUCAUUCACAAGUUACUAUUGAGAAGAAUUUGGCAUUCUCUUUUAAUCAGCAGUAUUAUUAAAUUCGAUCGUGUUGAAGCACUCAUUUGUAACUUGAUGUUUCUCAAGAGGUUAGUUACCUCAUGUAACAAUGAAUAUUGACAAUAAAGUUGUAAGGAAGUAAAA